AGAGGCUGAUUCCGAACCCAAAUCCCAGCCCUAAUCCUCCCUCCAUCCCCCAUUCCGUCGGUCUGAUCUGCCCGCCUCGCGCCGGAGAUGAUGGGGGCGGCGGAGAAUGCAGAGCUAGGAGGCCUCCACGACGAGGAGGAGAUGGUGGCCGGCACGACGCCGCCGCCGCCCAGGAAGAUGCAGUCGCUCGACUUCGAGCACAUCGGCUCGCUCGCCGCCGUCGCCGAGUCGCUCUCGCCAAGGAGCAAGUGGCGGAUGGCGCUCAGGAGCCUACGCAUCGUCAUCUUCCAGGCAAAGAUCAACGUCCUCCUGCCCUUCGGGCCACUCGCCAUCACGCUCCACUACAUCCCCGGGAACCACCAAGGAUGGGUUUUCCUUUUCAGCUUAAUCGGCAUCACGCCCUUGGCCGAGAGAUUGGGGUAUGCAACCGAGCAACUUGCUUGCUACACUGGCCCAACAAUUGGGGGCCUUCUGAAUGCUACUUUCGGGAAUGCGACGGAGAUGAUUAUCUCGAUUUACGCGCUCAAAAACGGAAUGAUCCGUGUCGUCCAGCAGUCGCUGCUAGGCUCUAUAUUGUCAAACAUGCUAUUAGUGCUUGGGUGUGCUUUCUUUGCUGGCGGGCUUGCCCAUCCUGACAGAGACCAGGUCUUCAACAAGGCAUCAGCUGUUGUAAAUUCCGGGUUGCUAUUGAUGGCUGUCUUGGGUCUAAUGUUUCCAGCCGUGCUUCACUUUACACACUCUGAAGCGCACUAUGGAAAAUCCGAAGUUUCCCUCUCAAGGUUUAGUAGCUGCAUCAUGCUUGUGGCCUACGCUAGCUAUCUAUUUUUUCAACUGAAGAGCCAGCGCAGUCUAUACAGCCCGAUUGGUGAAGAAGAAGAAACCACUGAGGAUGAGGAGGAUGAAAAGGAGAUAACACAGGGUGAAGCUAUUGCCUGGCUUUUUGUGUUGACUAUUUGGAUUUCAAUUCUCUCUGGGUACCUGGUAGAUGCCAUACAGGGGGCCUCUGAAUCAUUGAACAUGCCACUGGCCUUUAUCAGUGUUAUUCUGCUUCCUAUUGUGGGGAAUGCUGCUGAGCAUGCAAGCGCCAUUAUGUUUGCCAUGAAAAACAAACUUGACAUUACAUUGGGUGUUGCCAUAGGAUCAUCAACUCAGAUAUCUAUGUUUGUGAUUCCAUUCUGUGUGGUAAUUGGCUGGAUGAUGGGAGAAGAAAUGGAUUUGAAUUUUCAAUUGUUUGAGACAGCAACUCUUUUCAUAACAGUACUUGUGGUGGCAUUUAUGUUACAGGAAGGCACAUCGAACUACUUUAAAGGCCUUAUGCUCAUAUUAUGCUAUCUCAUAGUUGCUGCGAGCUUUUUUGUGCAUGUUGAUCCCAAAUCAAGUGACAACAAAUGAGAACUCCCCACCAGGAUUCCUGUGAACUGAUAGGGGAAGGUACUAUCAGAAUUGCGGAUUUUGGCAAAUAUCAAUUGUUUGGAAUUUAGCAUCUGCUGACUCCUGAAUUUGAAGAACAACUGCUGGCAGCAUCGCACAUUAAGUUCCAGCUUUGCAAUUGUAUGGCGCUGAUGCGGCUUUUUUUAAGAUAGCAACGGCAUCGCCCUUUGAGAACCUGUAAUUUUAUGGGACAGUACACGAAGACCAUUAGUCUGUAUUUGUUGUAAACUACACUUGGUCGCAGUUUUGAUGAUGAUGUUGUAUUGAUGUCAAGGAACUGACUAUGUUGUGCAGUUCAAGGAACACUGAUGGCUCUGUAAAAUGGUCUAUCAUGGGUAUUUCGGUUUUCUUGUUUUGUAAAAUCCAACAUCAAUGUGAAAGGCUGAUACUCUGGUGGGAAAACAGAACACAACUGCAUGAUUAGAGGGUAACACAAUUGUUUGUGAAGUACUCAUCUCCAGAGUUUAGCUCCAAAGAUUACUGAAUUGAACUCUGAGGUUAUUGAAUUGAA
Messenger RNA from Lolium rigidum, 1942 nucleotides. Its product is annotated as vacuolar cation/proton exchanger 2. The transcript has 12 exons. Lineage: Eukaryota; Viridiplantae; Streptophyta; Magnoliopsida; Poales; Poaceae. The record is from RefSeq and is a predicted model, not a curated record. The coding region runs from base 88 to 1392 and encodes 434 amino acids. Gene Ontology annotation, molecular function: calcium:proton antiporter activity. Gene Ontology annotation, cellular component: plant-type vacuole membrane. Gene Ontology annotation, biological process: intracellular calcium ion homeostasis; calcium ion transmembrane transport.